CAGUUGAAUCGAUCGUGAACAGCGAUAGGUGAAGCUUGUUUAGUUUCUAAUCGGCAGCCGGAGCAAGCGGUCUACUUAAAACAAUGGGAAAAUUAGUACUGUACGGUGUGGAGCCAAGUCCGCCGGUGCGGGCAUGCAAACUGACCUUGGAUGCCCUGGGUCUACAGUACGAGUACAAGCUGGUGAACCUGCUGGCGGGGGAAAACAAAUCAAAGGAGUACACCCUGAAGAAUCCACAGCACACGGUGCCCAUGCUGGAGGACGAUGGCAAGUACAUUUGGGAAAGCCAUGCCAUUUGCGCCUACCUGGUUAGGCGAUAUGCCAAGGAUGAUGCCCUGUAUCCCAAGGAUUACUUCAAGCGCGCUCUUGUCGAUCAGCGACUGCACUUUGAGUCGGGCGUGUUGUUCCAGGGCUGCAUCCGGAAUAUUGCCGCUCCCUUGUUCUACAAAAACGAAACGGAGGUUCCGCGCUCCAAGAUCGAAGCCAUCUACGAGGCAUACGACUUUCUGGAGGUGUUCAUCGGAAAUCAGCCGUAUCUGUGUGGAACCGCCAUUACCAUCGCCGACUACAGUAUGGUUUCAUCGGUGUCCAGCCUGGUGGGCUUGGCUCCCAUCGAAGACAAGCGCUAUCCCAAGCUGAGCGGCUGGUUAGACAGGAUGUCCAAACAGCCAAACUACCAAUCGCUCAACGGCAACGGCGCUCAAAUGUUGAUCGACAUGUUCAGCUCGAAAAUCACGAAGAUUGUGUGACUUUGUACCCAAGCUUUAAUGUUAUUAAUGAGAUUGUUUGUAGUUACGUAACAAUAAAGCUUCUAUUUGUUUACACUUUA
This is a messenger RNA of Drosophila ficusphila, 829 nucleotides long. It is a transcript of the gene GstE9, whose product is annotated as glutathione S-transferase 1. Gene Ontology annotation, biological process: glutathione metabolic process. Gene Ontology annotation, molecular function: glutathione transferase activity. NCBI's taxonomy places the organism in Eukaryota, Metazoa, Arthropoda, Insecta, Diptera, Drosophilidae. The record is from RefSeq and is a predicted model, not a curated record.